AUGAAGCUGCACGAACAACACCGGCACACUCAUCGCCAUGCAACAACAACAAAAACAGCAUUACGAACACCAACACCAUCGACCCCACAUCAUUCUCCACGUUUGUUGUUGUCGUCGUCGUCAUUCAUUAGCAUUGUUUUGUUUACAUUCUUGCAAAGUCUAACAACGUGUGCUGCCAAAACAUAUCCCUGUCCCUAUUCUCAAACAGUUAACAUUACCGAUGGUCUACGUCUAAAAGAUGGAUCGUAUUCAUUUGAAGGAUUGGUUAUACCGGCUAAUUUGACAGCGGAAUAUAAAAUAAAAAUUAUCGAUGGUAUUGAAUAUUCGGCAGCGAAACAUUGGCGUGGUUGUGCCUGCCUCCUAAAGCCAUGUGUCACUUUCUGUUGCCCCCCGAAAAUGCACUACGAUGAGAAACAUCAAAAUUGUAGUCUCAACGAAAAGGAUAGCCACUCACAGCAUAGCCACAUUGAAGUGACAUUUGCCAAUGGCACUACCAGUGCUGUGAAUAUUAAGGACACGUUUAUAGUACGCUAUGAAUUUGGCUGUAAGAAUAAAAUUAUCGAAAGGAAGCGAAAUGAAUUUUGGAAAUGGGAUCUUUUUGAGAAUGGCACCUUGAAACGUGACGGACGUAUGUACUCCACAGAUGAGUAUUGUUUUACACCAUUGGAGAAUAAAAAGGCAUGGAGUUUAACACCCCUGACUUGUGAAAGAUUUAAGAAAGGAUUUCGUGUAUGGAUUUAUGCUAUAUGUACCAGUUUGGCAAUAAUAAUCAACAUUGGUAUAAUUCUGAUGUUUGUAGCCAUCAAGGAUGUUCGAAACAGCAACUAUGGUGAAGGCUUAAUAUUUCAUUUGUUUUCCCUAACAAUGGGUCUGUGUUUUCUGGUGUAUUUGCAUUUGAAAAAUCCAUUGAAUUUAUCGCACACAGCAUGUCGAAAUAUAGGCUUCUUGGCAUAUUUCUUUAUAAUUGUCUCGUUUUUAAUAUUGAAUAUUAUCAGCGGUAGCUUUUGGGCCAUAUUUUCUUUGAAGCCCAUUAAAACGUGGUAUUUGAAGGUGUUAUAUGGUCUAACAUUUGCCGUGGGCUUGGCAAUGAAAUAUGUUGUCAAGGCGGUGCAGGACUCAAAUGUUGGACGUCAUUUGAAACCGGGUAUUGGUGAGGAUUUUUGUUGGUUCGAUACACGUUUAUGGGGUAUCCUCUUAUAUUUGUACAUACCAAUUGUAAUCUCUAUGGCUGCUAGUCUGUUCUGUUCGGCGCGUGCCUAUUUUAGAAUUUUCCAAUUGCCAAGUGACACCCAAAUGGUAGCUGGAAAAGAUUUUAAAAUAACAAAAACACAUUUCAUUUCGUAUUGCAUUUACAUUUUGGUUGUCUUCUCGAUUUGGAUGCGUGAAAUGAUUGUCUAUGUAACGGCUCGUAUAAGAGAACAUUUCUUUAUUAUCGAUUAUUGGAGUGGUAUUUGCGUUUUAUCGCUGGCCUGUGUCGGAUUCGUUUUCCUACUCUACAAGAAUAAAUUUGUUCAAAAAUGGUGGAGUGAAAAUGUAACGGGUACUGCCAAGAACACGGAAUAUGAUUUAACACCGGACUAUUCAUUUUUACGGGUGCAGAAUUUUAAGAAAUCAGAUGCAACAGAUAAUGCAGAAAAUGGAACUGAAUGA
This is a messenger RNA of Musca vetustissima, 1650 nucleotides long. Its product is annotated as probable G-protein coupled receptor Mth-like 9. Gene Ontology annotation, molecular function: G protein-coupled receptor activity. The record is from RefSeq and is a predicted model, not a curated record. Lineage: Eukaryota; Metazoa; Arthropoda; Insecta; Diptera; Muscidae. Bases 1 to 1650 code for a protein of 549 amino acids. The transcript has 8 exons.